GUAGGCGAAAAGAGAUGAAGAGAAAGUUCAAAAACUCUGAAAACAGAGAACCGCUGAAGAUAGCAAACCACAGGAGAGAGAAGGGAGAGAAAUAUAUACAUAAUUGAGAUACAGAAAUGGCUGGGGUUAUGCCUCAGCAGUUCACGGUGCCAUUUCCGGUUCCGGUUCCGGCACCAACCACCACUACUAGUAAUCCGAAUCCACACGACGCGUCCUCCUUGAACUUACUUCGUGUUGCAAUGGUGAUGGAGCGGUUCAAAGUAUGCUUGCAGGACGCAACAAACUUCAACCCGGCUGAGUUCUGCGGUCUCUGUCUUUACUUAGCAAGAGGUAUUGAUUAUGCAGUUGCCAACAGCGAGAUUUCACCCAGAGCCUCUGAAAUGCCUAUACUGUUUAAACAAGUGUACCAACAUAAAAGUGACAACAGCCUUCAAGCAGCAAUAAUGUUGCUGAUGAUAUCCGUCAAGGGCGCUUGUAAAAGUGGAUGGUUUACGGUCAGGGAUGCAGAUGAACUUCUUAAGCUCACAAAUGAGCUAGGAAGCCUCUUUUAUAGUACUGAGAGUAUCCAACCUGAAUCAAGCAAUGCUUCUCUUAUGAUUUCCAAAAUUAUGUCCAGAUACUAUCCGCAAAUGAAGAUGGGCCACAUUCUUGCUUCUCUUGAAAUCAAGCCUGGCUAUGGGGCUUAUGGAACUGAUUUUGAUAUCCCAAAGAAAUUGAUGACUGAGCAUGAGAAACUACACUUAUUUGUAGCUCGAAUGGAUAACACGGAGACAUCUUCUUGCAUCGUUAGUCCUCCUCUAGUAAACUUUCUGUUGAAUGGAAGAGGUGUUGACGGAAGAACUAAUAUGUCAAUGGACAAUGGACCUCAGUUUCCAACAAAUGUUACUUCAAUGCUUAGAUAUGGAACAAACUUGCUACAAGCUAUUGGGCCUUUCGAUGGCGAUUAUUUUGUGGCAGUAGUGGUCAUGAGUGUAAUGUCAUCCUCAGAGGUUCCAGUAUUGCAAGAUUAUGCCAGACCUCUUAUAGCUGCACAUAAUUCAGACACGGAUAUAAUUGAGGGGUCAUCACGAAUAUCAAUCAACUGCCCGAUAAGCUUAAAGCACAUUAAAACUCCAGUUAAAGGACACCUUUGCAAACAUCACCAGUGUUUUGAUUAUGACAACUUUGUUGAGAUAAACUUAAGACGGCCAUCUUGGCGCUGUCCUCAAUGUAGUCAAUCUGUUUGCUACACUGAUAUACGGAUCGAUCAGUUCAUGGCAAAGGUCCUGAGAGAAGUAGGAGACGGUGUCACUGAAGUUAUCAUCUCAACAGAUGGAUCUUUUCAACCUGUCAGUGAAAACAGGUGCCAGCAAGAUAUGUCAGAGGAGUCUGAAUCUUCUAAGGGUGCGGGUAAUAUUGUGGACCUUACAACAGGAGUAAUGGACACUAUGGAUCCUCGGGAUACUUGGGACAUGGAAGAUAGAAAACCUGCCCCAGAGAUUCUUCAAAGUUUUGCACUUACUUCCACGAAUGCGACUCCACCUUUGGAAGUUAACGGUACUCAUCAGGUUCAGGACACUGCGCCUCCAGUAGGUGAUAUCUGGGCGGGAAUUCUCUCAGCCUGUUCUAACUCUUUUGGAAUGUCUACUGGUGUGUCUGAUCCUCCUGCCGAUUCUAUGAUGUCAAAUGUUCCAAGAGAUAUUGUUGCUCUAACGCUUGAUCAACUAAGUGGGGUUUCCCGUGGUGGAUCGUCUCGAGAUAGCAGUGUAUCUAUGUGUCAAGAUCAAUUUUCAACACCAACUAGUACACGGUUUCAACCUUCUCCAAUUGGAAAUCCAGCUGUCCAGGCUGGUGUUGGGUCAGCAUUAACCAGAAAUGUUGCUAGAAUACAGAUAGCAGGUGGAAAUGUCACAGAAAUGCAACAACAGUUUAGUGCUAGGUCUUCUAUGAAUCAUCCCCAAUAUUCUGGUACGGCUUCAACUGCAAUGCAGCCUCAUUUGCUCAGACAGGACUCAUCCCAGAAUAAUAUAAACGUUCCGAGCUUCUCAUCCCAGCAAAUUGUUGGCCUUCCUGCAACCACCCAAGUACCAAAUUCUCAUCACCUACAUAAUUCGAACAUCAGAGUUUCACAAUCCACACAACUUCCUAACAUGUAUAUGGGACCAUUUACUUCUCAUUUUACAAAUCAACAGGUUCCGCUAUCCACAUCACAGCCUCCAAUUAUUGGAACUCCUAAUAAUUUCUUACAGCGUCAACAGUCCGCAUACCAAAGUUUCCCUCGAUCCACAACACCACCAUUUAGCACAAUGGUACCAUCCUCUCAUAUCCCUCAACCCAACAUUCGACGAGGUUUACAAGGCAGUAACAGCCAACGCGUGUUGGAAAGCUCACCGAGCAUUCAAUCUCGUCUUGCUGUUGCUGCUCAACAAGCUUCCAGCAUGGCAAGAGUACCACCAGUUACACCGGUUCAAUUGGGACCAGCUAGAAUGGAUUCAAAUGUUGGUGAGCAAUGUACAAGAGGGACCGCAGCAGGAGUGGUGCAAUCUGUCUCCAGAACAGAAGACUUGGUGGAGUUCUUACAAGAGCAAGGCCACCCCAUGAGACGAAUGAGGGGAAGUUUGGCUGGUCGGGUUUUUCCCGCCCAGUACGUUAUACAGCCAACUCAAGGAGUUCAACCUGCCAGACCACCACCACCUAUCCUAGCAGCUCAAUCUGCAGUUCAUCAACCGCUGAAUUAUGUCGAAUGACAGAAGAUAGGGCAUUGGCAUUAUCCCUUUAACUAUGUUCCAAAUAGAGUAGAGUUAAAUUGCCUAACGUAGAGUAGAAGUAGGUAUAAUCUUUUUUUGUCUGUAGAUAGUAGGUUAAAUUAUAAAUCCCUCCUUUUUUGUAGAGUUAAUUAUAGUUGUUUUGCGAAUAGGUUUCAGAUUGAGGGGCUCUUGUUGUAUAAAGUGAACUUUUGUUGAUGGUAAAGGUGACCCAAGUUCUUUUAAACCUAGGGUAAUUAAGGUGACUGGUUCAUCCUAGUUUCCAGUCUGCAUUUUCUGGUUAUAGAUUGUGCUUAGGUAAUUGUGAGAGCCUAAAUGAUGAAUAGGUAUUAUCAAACACUGCUGGUUGUUUAGGUUGGUAGGAAUUUAAUCUAGCCCGAUUAUAUAUAAAAAAAAUAAUAUUUAGAAACCAAAAUCGUAAAGUUUUGAUUAUAACCCCAGCAAUUGUAUAUUGGGGAAAAUAAUCGUUUGGUCCUUUUUAGGUGGGUCCAUGUCUGUUUAGUCCUUUGGGAAAAUAUCUUUACUGUUUGGUCCAUAAUUAUUUAAAAAUAUUAAAUGGACAAAAGUAU
Messenger RNA from Papaver somniferum (opium poppy), 3313 nucleotides. Its product is annotated as E4 SUMO-protein ligase PIAL2-like. The coding region runs from base 117 to 2726 and encodes 869 amino acids. The record is from RefSeq and is a predicted model, not a curated record. Gene Ontology annotation, biological process: protein sumoylation. Gene Ontology annotation, molecular function: zinc ion binding; SUMO ligase activity. The transcript has 17 exons. NCBI's taxonomy places the organism in Eukaryota, Viridiplantae, Streptophyta, Magnoliopsida, Ranunculales, Papaveraceae.